Molecule: messenger RNA, 1479 nt
Organism: Symbiodinium sp. CCMP2456
Lineage: Eukaryota; Dinophyceae; Suessiales; Symbiodiniaceae
Source: the annotation of a GenBank genome assembly
AUGGCUGGCCUGCGUGGAUGGAUGCGCUGUCAUCGCAAGCGCCCGCUGGUGCUUGCGGGACUGGCAGUUGCGGCAGUCUCCGGUGCGUUCCUCUGGACUCGAGACACCAGCGCAUCGUUUGAGGGGUUCCAUGCCUGUACGGCCCCUUACUAUGCCUUUCUUGCGCCGCUUCAUGCGAAGAGUAGCUCUGAGAAUGUGGCCUGGGAAAGACUGCCCACGAGGCAGGUAGCAAUUCAGUCCAUUUUGGAAGCUGAGAAGGCUGUUGCAAGCUCGGAGAAGUUGUCUUCCAUGCUGCUCCACGUGAUGUAUGGCACUUUCCUGCUGCCCUUCAUGCGGACUCAUCCCAGUGCAAAACUGCUUGAGGUGGGUUCUGGCUGCAAGCAGGACUAUGGCCCCGGGGCACGCAUGCCUCUAUGGAAGAAGCUGUUCGCAUCGUCUACCCUCUGGGAAGCAAGUCUUAAUACCACCUGUGACAGGCAAGUGGGACUGCAGAAGUGGGUGGAUUCCAUGGGUGGGGAUCUCCAUGCAGUUAUCCACACUCAGAACCAUCAUCAGCACAUACCUGCAUGGACAGUUUUUGACUCGCUGUGGCCGCGGUUGAGGCCAGGCGGCAUGUAUUUCAUGGAGGUCUUCAAUGACGCCGACGCUGGCAUUUCCAACAGACUUGCGCAAUGGAUUGAUCAACUGCUAAUCCAUGCACCUUCUUCGAGGGGCGCCGGUGCCCACCCAAUGCCUAGCGGCUUAGAGUCCGUCUACUGUCAACGGCAGGCGUGCAUGAUCCGGAAGCAAGUGUGCCGACGUGACUUAAGUGACAGCGGCAAUUUUGUCGCUCACACGGUGUAUUCCUUUGAGCAAGCAGCGCGCGAAAUGCCCCAGCAGACUGAUAAGACAACAACUCACAGGUAUCAAGUGAUGUUUGGUACUUUCCUGCUUCCCUAUCUGCAAACUUUCCCUCAAGCCAAGAUGCUGGAAAUUGGCCUUGGCUGUGGUAUGUCUGCCGGCACGGGUGCAAGUGCAAAGCUAUGGAUAAAGUUGUUUCCCAUGAUAGAUCUGUGGGUGGCAGACUAUGAGGCUGCAUGCGUGGAGUAUGAACGCAAGGUGGGACGGCUCGGCGGUAUAAAAUCUCUGACAGGAGACCAGGGUGAUGCAGCCACUCUGCAAGAAUGGCUGAAGACUAGUGGCGGCAAUUUCGAUAUCAUCAUUGAUGACGGCAGUCACCACAACAAGCACGUCAAGGCUAGCUUCGAAGGUCUUUGGCCAAGCGUCCGGCCUGGUGGCCUCUACUUCUUGGAGGACCUGCAGGUCGGCCGGGAACCCCCGUAUGCAGAUGGGCCGUCAACAUCCGAAAUUAUGCAGGCCUGGGUCCACCAGAUGUUGAAUCCCACCACAGCAGCCGGAGAAUUUCCUCUUCCUCUGGAUGUCGAGUCAAUCUACUGCCAGUGGGAGGCAUGCGUCGUCCGAAAGGUGGGUGGCUUAUGA